AAAACCAAAAAGUAAACACAAACAUGAUACAGUUAUCAUCAUGACCUUGUAAAUUUGCAAAACUUUUACUUGAAACAUUGUUUAAUUAAAAUUUGCUAAUUGCUAUAUGAAAUCCUAACAUAUUAGCUUUAAACAUACGUUAAUGAAUAUCGAUACUUUAUAAAAAUGUAUGGAAAAAACUACUUAACGCUUAAGACUUAUAGCAUCGGAAAGAUAUUACAAACCUCUUUUUGUCGUCCUCAUCCAAUAUUAUCUCAGCAAUGCAAUUUAAGCAAUCGGCAUGUAACUGUGAAAGAAGAAAAUGGCACAAGAGAAAUAACACUAAAAGAUGAAAAGACUAAAAACUCCUUAUCACUUGAAAUGAUGAAGAAUCUAAUUGAAGCAAUAAAUACGGACAAAAAUAAUAUCUCACUUAGGGCGAUUGUACUAACUGCAGUUGGAAAUGUUUUUUCUGCUGGUCAUAAUUUGAAGGAGUUGCAAAGAUCAUCAGGGAUAGAACAUCAUAAGUUAAUAUUCAAUACUGCAACUGAAUUAAUGAGAUCUAUCAUAGAAAGUCCGGUGCCUGUAAUAGCUAAGGUGAAUGGUUUUGCAGCAGCAGCUGGUUGCCAAUUAGUGGCAACAUGUGAUGUAAUAGUGUGUUCAGACAACAGCAGAUUUUCUACUCCUGGGGCUAAUUUUGGUAUAUUUUGUUCAACUCCUGGCAUUGCACUUGCAAGAAGCAUACCAAAGUCGAAAGCUAUGUAUAUGUUGCUUACAGGGGAACCAAUAUCAGCUCGAGAAGCCUAUGAAUAUGGUCUUGUAACAAAAGUAGUGUCUGCUGAACAAUUAGAUACUGAAAUUAAUAAAAUUAUAGAAAAUAUUAAAUAUAAAAGCCGAAGUGUUGUGGCUCUGGGUAAACAGUUUUAUUAUAGACAAGUAGACCAAAGUCUGCUUCAGGCCUAUAAGUUGGGAGAAGAAAUUAUGGUCAAUAAUAUAAAUACUAAUGAUGGACAGGAAGGAAUUAGAAGCUUUGUUGAGAAGCAAAAGGCAUCUUGGACCCAUGAAUGAGACAUGAAUUAUCUUGUGUACAUAAAAUAAUUUAAUAAAUAAAAACUUCUUAAUUUACAA
Messenger RNA from Leptidea sinapis, 1107 nucleotides. RefSeq names its product enoyl-CoA hydratase domain-containing protein 3, mitochondrial. The coding region runs from base 166 to 1047 and encodes 293 amino acids. The transcript has 7 exons. The record is from RefSeq and is a predicted model, not a curated record. Lineage: Eukaryota; Metazoa; Arthropoda; Insecta; Lepidoptera; Pieridae. Gene Ontology annotation, molecular function: hydro-lyase activity. Gene Ontology annotation, cellular component: mitochondrion.